Messenger RNA from Propithecus coquereli (Coquerel's sifaka), 3425 nucleotides. It is a transcript of the gene LARP4B, whose product is annotated as La ribonucleoprotein domain family, member 4B. NCBI's taxonomy places the organism in Eukaryota, Metazoa, Chordata, Mammalia, Primates, Indriidae. The record is from RefSeq and is a predicted model, not a curated record. The transcript has 18 exons. Gene Ontology annotation, molecular function: mRNA 3'-UTR binding. Gene Ontology annotation, cellular component: cytoplasmic stress granule; cytosol. Bases 106 to 2313 code for a protein of 735 amino acids. Gene Ontology annotation, biological process: positive regulation of translation.
GCCGGGCACCGGGGCUGCGGCGAGGAGCCCGCGGGCGGCCGGUCGGGCGGGGCGGGCGGCGCUGACAGCAUCCGAGGUUGGCAUCUCUCUCCUCCAGUGGAGCCCAUGACUUCUGACCAGGACGCUAAAGUUGUGGCUGAACCGCAGGCACAGAGAGUCCAGGAGGGCAAGGACAGCGCUCGUCUGAUGAAUGGUCCUGUAUCUCAGACCACUUCUCAGACAAGUUCCAUCCCUACGCUGAGUCAGGUGCCAGCCAAGGUUUCAGAGCUAAACCCCAACGCAAAAGUGUGGGGGACCCACGUGUUACCUGUGGCAGCAAGUAGCGCGGCGGAUGGCGUGAGCGCCACGUGGGAGGACCGCGGCCCGCAGGGGUUGGAUGCCAGUUGUGAUGGUGACAAAAGCCGAGAGAAUGUGGCGGUGCCGGAUGCGCAGGAGUCAGGGCAGACAGACGUGAGCACGCCGGCGCUGGGUCCCUCGGAGUGCGAGUCUGCGCCCGAAAGCAGCGAGACGGGAGGAAAUGAGUCUCAACCAGAAAGCCAGGAAGACCCCCGAGAAGUACUUAAGAAAACAUUGGAAUUCUGCUUAUCUAGGGAGAAUCUUGCCAGUGAUAUGUAUCUCAUAUCACAGAUGGAUAGCGAUCAGUACGUGCCAAUUAAGACGGUAGCCAACCUGGACCAUAUCAAGAAGCUCAGCACCGAUGUGGAUUUAAUUGUUGAAGUGCUAAGAUCUUUGCCUUUAGUCCAAGUGGAUGAGAAGGGAGAGAAAGUGCGGCCAAAUCAAAAUCGCUGCAUCGUGAUUCUGCGUGAAAUACCCGAGUCCACCCCUGUGGAGGAAGUAGAAGCACUAUUUAAAGGAGAUAAUUUACCGAAAUUUAUAAACUGUGAAUUUGCCUAUAACGAUAAUUGGUUCAUCACAUUUGAGACAGAAGCUGACGCACAACAGGCUUACAAAUACCUUCGAGAAGAAGUCAAAACUUUUCAAGGAAAGCCAAUUAAGGCACGGAUAAAAGCAAAGGCAAUAGCUAUAAACACAUUUUUGCCAAAGAAUGGAUUCAGACCUCUGGACAUGAACCUCUACAUGCAGCAGCGCUACACGGCGUCCUUCUACUUACCUCCAGUGUACAGCCCCCAGCAGCAGUUCCCCCUGUACGGCCUGAUCGCGCCCCAGACCUGGUCGGCCGCGCACAGCUAUCUUGACCCACCCUUGGUAACUCCAUUCCCAAAUACUGGAUUUAUAAACGGGUUUACGUCUCCAACGUUCAAACCUGCAGCGUCUCCGCUGACGUCACUCAGACAGUAUCCUCCUAGAAGCAGGAAUCCUAGCAAAUCUCAUCUGCGCCACACGAUUCCUAGUGCAGAAAGAGGACCGGGGUUAUUAGAAAGCCCUUCGAUAUUCAACUUCACUGCGGAUCGAUUAAUUAACGGUGUCCGGAGCCCACAGACACGACAAGCAGGUCAAACCAGAGCGCGGGUGCAGAACCCUUCCGCGUACGCCAAGAGAGAGGUUGGCACCGGGCGCGUGGAGCCCAGCAGCCUCGAGUCCUCGCCUGGCUUGGGGAGGGGAAGGAAGAAUUCCUUUGGCUAUCGGAAGAAAAGAGAGGAGAAGUUUACAAACAGCCAGACGCAGUCUCCAACGCCACCAAAGCCUCCAUCACCAAGCUUCGAGCUGGGGCUGUCCAACUUCCCCCCGUUACCUGGAGCUGCCGGCAACUUGAAGGCAGAGGACUUGUUUGAAAACAGGCUAUCCGGCUUGAUAGUAGGAUCAGCAAAAGAAAGGAGCCUCAGUGCAGACGCGAGUUCGAACACUACGCCUGUAGCUGUCCCCAGAGAGCCCCUGGUGCCGGCCUCCUGUGCCGUGUCGGCGGCGUACGAGCGAUGCCCCUCCCCGGCCCGCGUGCCCGAGUGUCAUUUUUACAGGGACCCCAAGGCAGCAGAGAAGCAGCGGGAAGCCCACACUGGGGACAGGCUCCCUUCAGCCCUCACUACAACCGCGUGCAAAUCCGUGCAGGUGAACGGAGCUGCCACGGAAUUGCGAAAGCCCAGCUAUGCAGAGAUUUGUCAGAGAACGAGUAAAGAGCCCCCUUCCUCCCCCUUGCAACCCCCGAGAGAACAGAAGGCAAACGCCAUGGGCUGUGGGAAGGAGGAGAAGCCGCUCGCGGAGCCCCUGGAGAGACACCGGGAGCCCCCAGCCCUCAAGUCCACGCCGGGAGCCCCCAGAGACCAGAGGCGGCAGCCUGGGCGCCGGCCCUCGCCCCCGGCCCUCGGGAAGCGCCUGAGCAGGGAACAGAGCACCCCCCCCAAGUCUCCGCAGUGAGAGCCGCAGGUCUGGGCGGGCCGCAGAGAGCGUGCUCACCACACGCGGGACGCUCUUCCCACUCAGUACGAGGAUGAGUUGCUGGUUAGGGGCUUGCAGUGUUUGAGGCCUGUGGGAUCCUGCAAGUUUUUUCCUUCUGUGAGUCGGAUUCUCCCCUCUAGGAAAAAAAAUCUAUUUUUCAGGAUUUAAUUAAUAUAAACCUUAUUUUAGGUUGGUGCUUAACUGGAGGUGAUGCAUAAGUCAGAUUUUUUUUUCCAGGAUAGAAAAUGCUUUUAUCCUGACAAAUUGGUGUUUUUUAUUAAGCCUCCACGUGGCUCUGAAUGCAAGCUACACAGAGUGAGUUUUCUAAAUUAGGGGACGAUGCUACUUCACUUUCCAGUACCUGGUCUGCAGGUGCGUGUGUCUAGGAAGCCCCGGCAGGAGGUGAGGGCCGGUGGGCUCCCGCGGAGGCAGGCGUGGCCCGAGGAGGAGGGGCCGGCAGCGUCAGGGCCCAGCACGGGCGGGAGCUGUGCUCUCCUGCGAACCGUGAGGGGGACUCUGGCAUUUAAAGACGCAGAGUCCUUUGAUCUAGUGGCAGAAUGAACCUGCAGAGAGCACCUGGGGAGACCCGAGACCUUUGAGUCCGAUGUACUGCAAGCAAGUAACCAGCUUCUCACUCCAGUUCCAAGUGGCUAUUAUGUAAAGUAAAUUCAAAGCACAUUGUGAAUAGAACCUAAAUGAAAAUACAAACUUUGUUGCCCACUGACACGUCACCAGAAGUUGUACCAUGAUGUUGUUCUGAUCCCCGUGAGCUCCCGUGGCGACGCCGGCUCCGCGCACACUUUCGUCCGUGUCCCCCCAGCACCUGAUUGGAAAGUCCACGCCCACCAGCGCCACGUGGACGUCUCCCUGCACCUCUGCGUCGGCACGUGGUUUAGGGUCAUGUGAUCGUGCGAGAAUGGCGUUUGUGGCUUCCCCUCUCUGGCUGGUGGAGGACGAAAUGCCCACCCUUUCACCUCCACGACGAGGGUCUCGUUGAUUCGCUUCUAGAAGUGCCGCACUUCUGAAGAGCAAGGAUGCACUAAGCUAGCAAGUUUAUAAUAAAGCUAAAUAUAAAUUAUUUUGUUUUAAAA